AUGCCAGGUGAUGAAUCGGAGGAUGAAGAUGGUCUGCUGCAGCACAUGCUUGAGAAGAUUUCGGAUGGAGAUCCUUGGCUAUCUGAAUGCGAGCCAGGGCACACAGUGGAUGUCGUUGUCACUCCUUUGCUGUCCUUCCAUGUUGCCUCAGAUCUGAUCGAACUGAGAAAUCCAGCGUCGCAGAAAUUAUGGAAGAUGCCCGAGCUAGCCACAAGGCCGGAUCUGUUCACAAGAGCAAUUGUCUAUGCAAAUGAAGCUGGACAUCGCUUCAAGGGCAAAAUUAUUUCCAAGCUCGUGAGCUACAAGCCUGGCAACUUUGCGCGUGAUUUCUUCAAGAAUGUGAAGGUGCCACUGGAGCCGACGGCAGUUACGGUUCCGAUUUGGGAAUUCAAUGAACAUCAUAUGGAGUGGCGAGUGGGCUCCACGACGGUUCCUGUGCUGGAUGUGCACGAGCUGCUGGCUUACAUCCACAAUGACCUGCGUCUACAAUGCCCUGAAGAUAAAGUGCGACAGUACUGGCAGCAUCUGCGUUCAUGUGGAAUGCCCUUCGCCACCAACCACCCGGGAAGCGAUUCACACGUGCCCUUCAGCCUAUAUGGCGAUGAAUGCAGCUUGGGUGAUCCUAAGGAUAAAGUGACUGCGAUGUUCCUGACACUCACUUUGUUCAAACCCAAGAAGGUGAGGCUAGGUCAGUUUCUCCUGUUUGCUAUGAAGGACGAGUAUAUGGUUCAUGACAGUCUCGCAACCAUGACACCCAUCCUGAAGCAUAUCGUUUGGAGCGCCAAUCUGGCGUUUAAGGGUCAUUACCCUGUCACUGAUGCUUUCGGCAACAGUCUUCCUGCCAGCAAGCGUCGGAAGGCCGGGCAGCUUCUGGUUCCAGAUGGCACCAAGUUCGCCUGCAGCGAAAUCCGAGGAGACUGGAAAUGGCACGAACGUAUCCUGAGAUUGCGGCACACACCUGUGUCAAAGAAGGUGUGUUUUAUGUGUGAUGCCGUCGGGGAUGACAACUGCCCUGCAAAGUAUUAUGACACUUGUGAUGAUGACGCCGAUGGCCCUGGUUGGGUUUCUACAGAAAAAACCACUGCUCAGUUCAUCAACGAGAAGGUGCGACCUGGAAUCUUGAGUCCCUUGGGUAAAGCAGAUUCCCCUUUCAAAUAG
Molecule: messenger RNA, 1158 nt
Organism: Symbiodinium natans
Lineage: Eukaryota; Dinophyceae; Suessiales; Symbiodiniaceae
Source: the annotation of a GenBank genome assembly